ACGAGAGAGAGAGAGAGAGAGCGAGAGUGGAAAAGAUUCCGACCGCGAGCAGAAGCCGACGCCAAAAUGCCUCAUUGAAAAAAAAAGAAAAGCACUCCUCGCGCUUGGUGAAACAAUGGACACGCAGGACGGCACGGAAUUCGUGACAGUGGUAUCGGUACAGGGUGGAGCUAAACAACCACCGCCCUCGGCGUCAGUAGCAGCAGCAGCACCCUCACCCUCGGAAAGUUUCAUCACGGUAUUGUCGAUUGGCCAGCAACAACAGUUAGCCAAUGGAAUCGAUCCGGCACAUCCUGAGGAAGAAGUCGAGGUUUACAGACUACCCGGUGAAAGACUUGGCUUUGGAUUGAAAUUUGAAGGUGGAAAUAAAACUUCUGAGAGGGUGAGACGAUUGUUCAUCCAGAGCUGUGCUGAACAGAGUCCUGCCAGCAGAGCUACUUGCUCGUGGGGACAUCUUGGAGAAGGUGACGAGGUGUUGCUGAUCGAUGGAGUGUCGGUGACGCAGAUGACGCGACUGGACUGCGUUCGCCGAUUGAAAGAGUCGCAGUUAGUAAUCAAACUGAUGGUUCGUUGUCGAGGCGCUUUAAGACCCGAAGUCGUCAGUGCUGAACGUAAAGAAGGAAGUAAAGUACCACCCGAGCUACCGUCAGCUCCACCACCAGUGCCACCGAGGAAAUUGAGACACUCGCAGUCGCAAACUAAUCGAGGCUCAGCCGACGGGGAAGCUAGUCCAGGUUCCAAACAAUCAUGGGACAGCCCAAAAUCAACCGGUUCUUCGCAAACUGGAUCGCCUCGUUCAGUAGCAAGUUUCCGCAGUGCUGCGAGCAGCGUAAGAUCCAGCAAUUACGAUAGUUGCAACUCAUCGCCAGCCAAAAUUAUCGCUCUUUCCAAAAGUGACAGUCCCAAAGGAUCGCCGAAAGUUCACAUGUCGCCUGUACUGAAUAAAUCCAAACAGGAACUGUCGCCAGCCGAAGCACAGUUAUACCUAGACGCUCGCUCGCAGGACGGUUCGAGUACCCACGGCAGUGCAUCAGACGACACGAGCAGUUCGUUAUCCACAGUCAUCGAUCGUCUCGAUCGUUUCUCCACGACGUCGACCAUGUCUACCACAUCGGAACAAUUUUUCCGCAACUCACCGGAAUUAACGACCAACGGAGUGGACUUUUUACUUUCCAGGCUGGCUAAUUCGGAAGCUCGUACUUACGUGGAGUCGCACGGCGAUGUUGAGCGCGUUACCGCGGUGGUCGCGCCUAAUACUGUGUUGAUCGAAGAGACGCCGACACUGCAACCACCGUUAAGUUUUCAAGAUGCGCCGCUGAGCUAUGGGCACGAGCCUCGUCCAGGGAUUUUCUAUUCGGCCGAUUUGGCAGCUGAUUCGAGAACUCAUUUCCGCCCGAUCAAAGACGAUGCCGACGUGGUAGAGAAAGUCGUAAAUGGUCAUGAAGUACCACCUUUGCCUGUCAAAAAUCAUGUCAACAGAAUUCCAAUCGUUCAAGAGGAAGAGCAUGCGAAAACUCCGGUGUUGCCACCGAAACCUAUGCCUAGGAAGGACGUGAGAGCUAAGCGGAAGAGGCCACCACCUCCACCUCCACCGCCUAGACGAGAACCUAUGCCGAUUCCUGAAGCGAGAAUUUUGGACACCGUUAACGACAGUGAGUGUGAAAAUGAAAUUAAGGAAGAGGCGAAGGUUGAAGAAGUAUUGACGGAGAGUUCGGCGGAUAACGUAGACGAUAACGAGAUAGAAAUUAAUACGAAAGAUGAAAAUGCGAAUGAACAUCAAACGAAUAAGAUACUAGAACUAGUCGACAUGAAGAUACAGAACUCAUUCUCGAGGACCUCGGACGAUGAAAACGAGGUAGCCGAACGAGAGAACGACGAUUCUGUCGAUGUCGAAAUGAUGAACAGUAUCAAUCGAAAUUUGAUAGUUGACAAUGAAAUGGUGGAUGAGGAAAAAGUUGAACAAAUGAUGAUGGAGCAGAUUGUUAAAGAACAUAAUGAGCCGAGUGAUGAAAGUGACGACGGUGAUGAUUAUUAUUGGCAGAGCAAUCUAGCUACCAUCGGCGAGGAGGAGGAGAACAAUUCUUUAGAAUACGAAGAUGUUAAUGAAGUGCCGUCAUCCGUGGACAAUAAACAAUCGAAUGAACGAUCAUUUGAGGAACAGGUCAUCAAAGAAUACGCUGUUGAACAUGUGCCAGAAGUCAUCGAGAAAAAAGGUAAGAAAUAAAAAACCAACAGCAGAAGUCAUCUUACACAUUCCGCAAGUUGACCAUUAAAUAUAAAUUAAUAUUAUUCAUUCAUUUUUCUUGUGGCAAACUAAUAAAAG
This is a messenger RNA of Phymastichus coffea, 2323 nucleotides long. RefSeq lists its product as uncharacterized. The coding region runs from base 116 to 2224 and encodes 702 amino acids. The record is from RefSeq and is a predicted model, not a curated record. Gene Ontology annotation, molecular function: protein binding. The transcript has 7 exons. Lineage: Eukaryota; Metazoa; Arthropoda; Insecta; Hymenoptera; Eulophidae.